Molecule: messenger RNA, 870 nt
Organism: Paraglomus brasilianum
Lineage: Eukaryota; Fungi; Glomeromycota; Glomeromycetes; Paraglomerales; Paraglomeraceae
Source: the annotation of a GenBank genome assembly
AUGUCUAUGUACGUUCGACAAGUUUUUAGACUUGGUUUAUUCCGGCAUUCAUAUUCAUUCAUUUUUUCUCAAACCGUCCGAGCGACUCCCUCACCAUUACUAUCGCUAUCUCUAUCUCCAUUCUCCGCCACUGGAAAUAAGCGUGCUGCGAAAAAUUUACUAGCCUCUGUAGCAGGAACUACUGUUGCGUAUUGGUAUCUACAGUCAAACGUCGUUCUCGCUGACGCCCCCUCCAGUGAGCAUAAUUUCAUUGAGGAUCCUGAUAGUAAAGUGUUGUUUCCCAGAUGCAUUACACUCUGCGACGGAACUAAAGCCCGCGUAAUUGGACUGGGGGUCAGGACAGUGUCAUUUCUCAGUAUAAAAGUAUAUGUUGUUGGUUUGUAUAUUGCCGACAAUGACAUCAAAACGCUUAGGAAGUGGAAGGAUUAUGACAAGGAAAAAUUCCUUUCAGCAGACGAUGAAUCUAUUCCGCUUGCAUUCGUUGAUCAGCCUGUUGAAAUUGCAAUUCGCGUGGUUCCCGUGCGCGAUACUAAUGGACAGCAUCUGCGUGAUGGGUUUACGAGAGCGGUUCUAGCUAGGAUGGAGAAAACUGAUCUGAGUGUCGAUGAGACAAAGGAAAUUCUGGAAGCAUUGACAUCUUUUAAAGCCCUAUUCCCAAAGUCAUCUUUCAAGGCUGGUACUGCGCUUGUGCUGACUAAACAAAAGGAUGGAAGUUUAAAAAUGGAAUAUCAGGAUAAGCAGCUUGGCAUUGUGAAUAAUAGCUGGUUGGCGAAGAACCUCAUCAUGGCCUACCUAGCGGCCAAGAGUCCUAUAUCAGAGAAGGCAAAGAUCAGUAUAGCAAAUGGGUUAGAAGAAUUCUUAGAGUCGUAA